Trichomonas vaginalis G3 is the source of this 803-nucleotide messenger RNA. RefSeq names its product DNA/RNA polymerases family. The transcript has a single exon. Lineage: Eukaryota; Parabasalia; Trichomonadida; Trichomonadidae. The record is from RefSeq and is a predicted model, not a curated record. The annotation marks the transcript as partial.
AUGACUUUAGAUUCAGUUGAAGCUUAUCACAUUCUCCGUAAUGGAAUUACUGGUGGUCUAUCAAAUGUUCAACAUAGAGUAAAUCUUAAAGGAAUCACGCACAUUAAUAAACUUUCAUAUAAUCCAGAAACUAAAACUGUAUCAAAUGAAGACACUUCCAACAUCAUGACUCAUUUCGUUGGUGUUGACUUUAAUUCAUUAUAUCCUUCAUCAUUUUCAUCUAAUCCUCAUGAUUUCAUUCAAUAUACUGACCAUAAAAUGUAUAUGCCGGGAAGAUUGAAUGGUGUUAUCAUUUGUGAUACAGCAACAAAGAAAGCAAAAGCACUGGGAAUAAUUAAGAAGAAAAAUACUUUAUUCGUGGCUGAAGUAAAGGGUCACAUUGAUGAAAAAUACAUUAAUGAUUACAUAAACUUUUUACCGAUAAUAAGAAACUUAGAUAUUAUCACAGAUGAAAAAACAAUUGGCAGUUUUAUGUAUAAUUACAUGAAAUCAAACAAUCUACCAGUUGACCAGAAACAGAGAAAAUUAACUCAGUUAGCAUCAACACACAACCAAUAUCAACCAUUUUCUUCUUAUUAUCUAUGGUAUCUAAUCGACAGAUUUCAUUUUAUCAUUGAUGACAUUCAAUCAAUUUUAACAUUUACGAAAAACACUUGUUUUAAUGAAUUUGCGAACAAAUUUAUGAACGAAAGACAAAAGGCUGAAUUAGAAGGAAAUAAAGGAAAAUGUUUAUUUUGCAAGAUUUCACUUAAUGGAUCAUAUGGUUACGAUGCAAUGAAUACACAAAAUUACGCAAAGACUAA